AUGCGGAGCGGGCAGCGUGCGCUGGGAGCGGGCUCGCGGGCCCCGGCCCCGGCCCGGGCCCGGGCGGACGGGGAGCUGUGCGGGGCGCUCAGUCAUACAUCUGGUAACAAAAGACAAUCCAGUUCUUUGACUGACCUCAUAUUGGACAGCACCUGGGAUCAGCAAAAGCCUCACUUGUUUCCUAAAUCCUACUUGAGGCCAAAGAGCGCGUCAUCUCCCGGGAUCCCUUCCAUCACCAUCCCUCAGCCCUUCAAGAUGACACUGCGGGAAGCUCACAGAAAGUCCCAGGUGAUGAAGUCUUACGUGUUUCUUGAACUAGACAAACAGCGAGACAAAAGGCAAAGCCAGGAUGAAGCAGAAUGUCAAAAACAGUUCCGGGCACAGCCUGUACCUGCCCAUGUGUUUCUGCCUCUUUAUGAGGAAAUAAUGGAACAGAAUGAGAUUCGCAGGCAAAUAGCAACACAGAAAAGAAAGGAGCUGCUACUUUCAAGUCAGCGGCCCUUCAGUUUUCUGGAGAAGGAGGAGAAGAAGAAAGAAGCUAUCAGACAGAAGUUGCUGGCAGCAGCAACCCUAAAUAAGAGCUCCAAGAAGAAGCAAGUCAGUAGAAAAGUCCCCAAGUCUACAUAUGACCCACUUCUUGGAGAUAAACUCAAAGAAGCUGAACUCUACAGAGAAAUCCGCAUUCAAAUGAGAGCCAAGGAUUUGCUGGAAGGCUCCGUAGCUCCUAUUGAUACUGGCACCUCACAGAGGAAGCCUCGGUCCCGAACUGCUACUAAAACUAAGCAAGAACGGCUUGGCUUCUUGCAGGACAAAAGCUUCAGCUUCAAGCCAAGGAUUAAUCCAACAGUACCAGACUUCGAAGGACUUUACUGGGCAUUUCAGAGAGAAGCAAUAAGGAGACGAGAAAUCAAAGAGGCAACUCGUAAUAAGCCAUUUAAACUAAGAACAUCCAAUCUCCGCUGCAGGCAGAGGCAGGCUAAUGAAAAGAUAAAGGAUUCCCAGCAACUUUCCAAGGUUUCCAUGCAAAAAAGUCAUUCUUUGACCAGACUUUCCUCUCUUUCUUCCAAUACCCUUCCAGUACAUAUUACAGAUGCAACAAGGAAAAGAGAAUCUGCUAUUAGAUAUUCCCAAGACAACAAAAAGGAAAGGGACAAAGAAGGAAAUAACUGGCUGGAGAAACACAAAAAGAAGUGUCAAGCUAUCCAUAAAUCACUGAAUAGCCGAGCAAAAGCCCUGGAUCCACAUAAAACUUUAGAGAAAACGCAUGAAGAGAAGGCAAAACAGAAUUGGCAAAGUAUCAGAGAAAGAACAAAAGAAUACAGAAAGGAGCUGGAAGAAAUGCAGCUGCGAGUCAAGAACAGACCAUACCUCUUUGAACAGGUCACUAAGCAUGAUGCUCGUCAAGAAGCAGAGCGUCGCUACAGACAUACCCUCCAGCAGGUUGGGCUAAGCGAAGAAUUUGUAAGGAAAAAAGGAAAGGAUGCCACUGACUUUCUGGAAGAAGACUCUAACAUUCACAGAGCACCGAAGCCUCGGGGUGAAAAGGACAUCAGUACUGCAGAGGAAGGAGAGCUUCAAGAGGAACAAAGAGGAAAGGAGGUGGCAACGUAAGACUUAGCAGAAGACUCCAUCGAUCAUCUCUUGGCUAUUUUUUAAUUUAAGAUUCUCAGGUUAAUCCUCAGGAACAUAUUGUUCUAGGAUAACACCUAAGAAAUAACACCUAAGAAUUGCACUGGUGUGAAAUGCAAGAAUUUAGUCACUGGGGCGAGAGGCAAGAACUUAAAAAGAAAGAUUAACUCUUGUUUAGAGCACUUUUUGUCCAACCUAACAAACUCUGCAGCCUCCCUUAGUCCUCACAAGUGUUCCUCAUGUGAACUAUUCCCUGUCUUUCAAGAAUCUGCCUGAAGCAAAAAGAAAUUUAAAAACAUUCAAGCGCUAGCUCUGUGUAACAGUAGAUACGAAAGACUGAAGAGAUGCAUAUUUUAGCAUCAGCUCCUUGUGCUCAUGCCACAGAUGCCUACAGAAAGGAGAAAAUUCCUUUCAGUGUGCUAAAACCUGGUUUAUCCAUAUAUGCGUUAGAAAAAAAUUAAACAAGAUAUUUCUACAGAGUAACAGGAUAUGACUUACCUCAUAAGAAGACUCAAGAUAAAAGUUCUUCUCUGGCCUGUUACCACCCCAUUUAGUAAUUAACAGCUCUGCUCCUUCCUCCUAUUAGGAAGAAGCAAGUCUUUCUACAUUAAUAUACCCCUCAUAUUCCACAAUUUAAAACUCAGUUUAAACUCCUAUCAUUUUUUAAUUCAAUCAGACAAACAAAAAAUGUAUGAAGAUGGUUGUAAUUAAACAGUGCAUCAGUUUGGAUUGUUAUUGUCCUAAUUCUCUUAUUAGUGGUAUAUCAAAGAUGCACUUUGGAAGCAAGAUUAGGUAUUACCUGUCAGUAUGUUGCACUCUAAUGCCUGGGGCAUCUUAAAUGGUAUAGCUCACAUACUAGAGAUCAUCCCUUACCUAGUAGUAAUAAGAUUCCCCAAAAUACAAACCCUUACUAUUUAGAUGUUUUCUGAGUAUUGUGGUAUCAAAGCACUUUGAGAUUAAAAGAUUUUUAAAUGGC
Molecule: messenger RNA, 2605 nt
Organism: Rhea pennata
Lineage: Eukaryota; Metazoa; Chordata; Aves; Rheiformes; Rheidae
Gene: FAM161B
Product: FAM161 centrosomal protein B
Exons: 8
Coding region: 1-1611 (536 amino acids)
Biological process (GO): cilium organization
Cellular component (GO): cilium
Source: RefSeq, a predicted model, not a curated record